Molecule: messenger RNA, 2778 nt
Organism: Asterias rubens (European starfish)
Lineage: Eukaryota; Metazoa; Echinodermata; Asteroidea; Forcipulatida; Asteriidae
Product: cilia- and flagella-associated protein 99-like
Exons: 14
Coding region: 102-2096 (664 amino acids)
Source: RefSeq, a predicted model, not a curated record
GGUCAACAAAUCAGUAAACUUCACAAAAAUCUUACCGGAAUUUGGCCUUAAUUUUGGUCUUAUUAAGAGUAAUUGAUGUGUAUAAAGUCUUGACUUUAACGAUGAAUCAUGCAUCACUGCUGCAUCAUUGUAUAGCCAUACUAGAUGGCUAUGAUCCCAAUGCUUAUGGGGUGGAACAACAUCUGAAGACAUAUCUCGGUGAAAACACGAAUCUCGAUGACGAGGAACAAGUCUUCCUCACCGAGGUCUUUUCUGGGUGUGUCCGCCACACCCGUAUCAUGGGCGUGGUUGUCAGCGGAUUUUACUUGCGGGCAGGCAAGAGCUGCCUCCGCACAGACAUCAAUCUAUAUACAGUUUUAUGCUAUUUGGCGUUGUAUCGACUUGAUGAGCUGGAGAUGACCAACUUUAGGAAGUUUGUUCGAUCACAGGAUGUUAACAAGAUGUUCAGGUUUCUAGCAUUUUUCCUGGAUGAGUCCAACCUAAAGAAGUGGAUAAAAGAUGAAUGGUGUAAGAUUUACGAAAACAGUUACGUUCAGGUCCAACUCAUGUCACCAAUCCUGAGGUGGCUUCCUGAGUUAAAUGAACUAGUAAAUCAGCUUGCAGAUAAAAUCGCCAACAAAGUCCAAGCCAAGAGGACAGUAAAAACAGCAACUGAGGUAAAGCCCUUCAGUUUAACACAGCCAAGACCUAGGAGUGUUCCUAUGCCGGAUAAGAUACCAACUGUUCAUAGACAUAAACCUGUACCCAAGAGCACCUAUGACAUACCAAGGGAAGACAAGCUGAUUGUAGAAGCCAAGGAACGAAAUAGGAGAAGAGUUGAGGAACAUCUCUACGAUGCUACCAAGAGGCAGUUUUCCUGCGCGAAUGCAGAGAAAUCAGACAAGACACAGCGGCGACGAAACGAAAUCCUGGCCAUGGAAGAUGGCAAGCUGCAAUUCAACAAGAAGAAGACCAAAGAUAUACCACUUGCCAUCACAGAGAACAUCCCAAUCAAGCUGAAUGCUGCUACCAUCCUUAGGGAGGGCGCCCUCUAUCAAAAGCGGGAGGAAGAGGAGAUGAAAAAGCUUGAGCUUCUUGAAGCUGGUGCUAAGGAUGCCUCUCAAUUCCUAGAGUGGCAACGGGGGAUGAAACAGAAGGACAUGGAUGAGCAGCUCGCUGACAUUGAACGGCGUCGGCUCGAGGGCAAAAUCAGCCACGAGGAGGCCAUUUUGGCCAGACAGUCACUGAUUAAAGACAACAGGCAGAAAGUGCAGGAGAUGAAGGAGGAGGCAGAAAAGAUGAUGCAAGAGUAUGUAGCACGAAGAUUAAAAGAAGAAGAGGUUCUGAAACAGAUGGUGGAAGAUGUCAUCUCGGGACAUAAGAAUGCCAAGGAGGCCAAGAACAAAAUACAAGAUUACAAACGCAAGAUAGUGGAGGAAGUCAGUGAGGAAAGCAGAGAGCUUCUGAGGCAAGCAUUUGAAGAGGCUGAGGCUGAGAUGAAACGCAAGAUGGAGCUGAUCCAGCAGAUCCGAGCCAUGGAGGCCACGCCCAAAAGCCGCAACAAACUUGUUGAUUGGACGGCCACCGCUGGCCACUCCCUCCUCUCUGAGAUGUCAGUGGCGGAGUUGAAAGAGCGCCUCGCUCUUAUGGCGACAGAACAACAGGCGAAAGAAGAGAACAAGCGAGAUGAAAUCUUGGAAUCGAAGGCGGCCAAGGAUCGGAAACUGAUGGAUACUUUACAGCAGAUAUCAAAACACAGAGUGGUGGAAGGACAAAAUGCAGCUGUCAGGCAAGAGAUGAAAAACUCUGCCAAGAAACCAGAGGUUAAAGAUCCCAAACUGGCCGAUCUCCAGCAGAAGCUUGAACAACGGAGGCAAGAACGAUUGAAAGCCAACGAGGAGAUGAAGAUGAAACAGUCCAAGCAUUCUGCUUCCAAGAUUAGAACUCUGAAUAAACAAAAGCGGACAAUAGAGGAGAGUCGAUGGAAAGAACUGGAGCAGAGGAGAGAGAAGCAGGCAUCCCUACAGGCAAAGGGUAUCAUGACUGACGUAGCUGGACAGAAAUUAAACUCCUUCAGUAGAAGUCGACAGCUCUCUGCCGGCCCUGUCAUAUCUUAGUGGAGAAUACUUAUUGCAAUUUUUGUUUGCAUUACCAUGAUUGUCAUCGAUGCAUAAGAGUCCAAUUAUGUAUCUUACUUAUGCUGUCUGCCAUUGCAGAUUUAAUUAAGAUCAGACAAACACCAAAACAACAACAAACAAACAAAACUUGGCAGCUGUGGUGUUACUGUAUCUUUUGGUACUGUUCUUUGCCGCUCUAAUAAAGAAAAACCCAUACGAUUUAAUGGUUCUGAUAAUGCCUUUUAUAUUUUUCUUAAAAAUUCAAAAUGUACACCCGUCCAUUAAUUUAUAAAGAUAUUGAGAAAACACUUAUACCUCUAAUUCUAGUAGGGAUGCCUUCGACCAUGUUUUUUCUUGUCUUUCUUUUUCUUGGCGAAAAGUGGGAAUGAGAAAAUGCUAGGUCUGUCUGUAUAUUGUAGUUGUGAAAAUGUACAUAUAUAUAUAUAAUUUGUUGAAAGGCACACAUUGUUGUGAGAAUGGCUUCGAAAAAUCAAAGCCUAUUCAAAAUCAUUAUAGUUUGUACAUAAUCCCCAAUUUUCUUUUUACAAAUCUGGAAAACUGUUGUGGAUUAAGUUUUUCAUGCAAAAGGGGAGUGGCACAUCAAGUUUUUUUUCUCCUGUAUUUUAAGGGAUGACAGAGCUAUGUCUUUUGUAUAAAUAAAAGGAGGACUAUGAAAUAAAUA